GGGGGGGCAGUCGCAGCCCCAGAGAUGGCAGUGAGCGAGAGGAGGGGGCUCAGCGGCGAGAGCCCUACGCAGUGCCGAUGGGGAUACUUGUCGCUGCUGGUGCUGAUGCUGAGCGGCUGCUCAGGCCGUAUCCACCGGCUGACUCUCACAGGGGAGAAGCGAGCUGACAUCCAACUGAACAGCUUCGGAUUCUACACCAAUGGUUCCCUGGAAGUAGAGCUGAGCUUGCUGCGACUCGGCCUCCAGGAGACAGAAGAGAAGUCGCCGAAGGUGGGGUUCAGCUUGAGCAGAGCUCGGUCUGGCAGUGUUCGCUCCUACUCGAGCCGGAACUCCCAUGAAUGCCCUCUGGAUAGAAACAGCAGCAACUUUCUGGUCCUGUUCCUCAUCAAUAUCAAGGAACUGCAGGUCCAAGUCCGAAAAUAUGGGGAGCAGAAGUUGUUCAUCUCACCUGGCCUUCUCCCUGAUGCUCCCACCCAGUCAGGUCCCCCGAAACCAGACCCAGCAGGCGCCCCCAAGGACAACCGCGAGAAUCAGACAAAGCCUACAGUGCCCCAGGUUUCAGGGGGCAAAACUACCCCAGGGGGCCACAGGCCCUCAUCCGAGCGACAGCCACCCACACAGGACCACAGUGGGAAAGAGAAGGAUCUGGUGUUGGGGCUGGGCCACCUCAAUGACUCCUACAACUUCAGUUUCCACAUUGUGAUCAGCUCCAGGACUGAGGAAGGCCAGUACAGCCUCAACUUCCACAACUGUCACAACUCCAUCCCAGGCCAGGAGCAGCCGUUCGACCUCACUGUGAUGAUUCGGGAGAAGAAUCCAGAAGGCUUCUUGUCAGCAGCCGAAAUCCCCCUCUUCAAACUCUACCUGAUCAUGUCUGCCUGCUUUCUGGCCGCGGACAUCUUCUGGGUGUCUGUGCUCUGCAAGAACACAUACAGUGUCUUUAAGAUCCACUGGCUCAUGGCAGCCCUGGCGUUCACCAAGAGUGUCUCCCUACUCUUCCACAGCAUCAACUACUACUUCAUCAACAGCCAGGGCCACCCCAUCGAAGGCCUCGCCGUCAUGCACUAUAUCACACACCUGCUUAAGGGCGCCCUUCUCUUCAUCACCAUUGCCUUGAUUGGCUCAGGCUGGGCCUUCGUGAAGUAUAUGCUGUCGGACAAGGAGAAGAAGAUUUUUGGGAUUGUGAUUCCCCUGCAGGUCCUGGCUAAUGUAGCAUACAUUGUCAUCGAGUCCCGUGAGGAGGGUGCCAGCGACUAUGGACUCUGGAAGGAGAUCUUGUUCCUGGUGGAUCUCAUCUGCUGUGGUGCCAUCCUUUUCCCAGUGGUCUGGUCCAUUCGGCAUCUGCAGGAUGCAUCCGGCACUGAUGGGAAGGUGGCAGUGAACCUGGCCAGGCUGAAGCUGUUCCGACAUUACUACAUCAUGGUCAUCUGCUAUAUCUACUUUACGCGCAUCAUCGCCAUUCUGCUGCAAGUCGCAGUGCCCUUUCAGUGGCAGUGGCUGUACCAGCUCUUAGUGGAGAGUUCCACACUAGCCUUCUUCGUGCUCACCGGCUACAAGUUCCAGCCGGCUGGGGACAACCCAUACCUGCAGCUGCCCCAGGAGGAUGAGGAGGACGUACAGAUGGAGCAAGUGAUGACAGACUCUGGGUUUCGGGAAGGCCUGUCCAAAGUUAACAAGACAGCCAGUGGCCGGGAGCUGUUGUGACUUCCCUGUGUCCAGUGAGCCGCCCUCAGACCUCCUGCACCUCGCACUCCUACACUCGUCCCCAAGUGUGCAGGGAGUCAGAGGGGACACUGCGGACAAGGCAUCCAGGAGGUGGAUCCCCAAGGAGCCUUCAGAAAAGACGCCCUCUCCUCACCAGGGAGCAGUUCAACCUCUUGUGGUACAAGAAGGACCAGGCUCCUGACUUUGAGGGUUCUGAGUGUCUAAGGCAGGCUGCAUUUAUAUCUCGAACCCUGAAUUCUCAGUCCACGCGGUGGCACGUGCCUGUCAUCCUAUUGCUCUGGAGAGCCCAGGCUUCAUAAAACCUUGAUUAGUAAACAAAUAAAGAAAAAAGCAGAAUUCUCAGUGAGGGGAAGACCACCUGCUGAGCUAAAGCUGUGCUGAGCCCUGUGCUGCUGGGGACAGCAUGACCAAGUCCCCACUCCCAUCCCAACCCUUAAGGAUCCUUCAAGUCGCCAGACCCAGCUUGAGGGUCACACAGGAACUGACCCAGCCACAGAAAAGUCUGGAAGGUAAAAGGUGAUGCUGAACCAGUAUCCCCUGAAGAGGGCGCCACCGGGCUGUAGGAAUGGUGAAGUGUUUGCCAUGUCUUACCAAGACCGGAGCCUCUGUAAAGAUCUGUGUAAGCUGGUAAUCCUGGCACUGAGGAGAUGGAGGCGGCAGAUCCCUAGUCCUGGCCGCCCAGCCAGCUUAGCCUACUUCAUGCAGCCUAGGCAUUUAGAUUACACUGCCUCAGAACUAGGA
Messenger RNA from Mus pahari (shrew mouse), 2466 nucleotides. It is a transcript of the gene Gpr108, whose product is annotated as G protein-coupled receptor 108. The coding region runs from base 25 to 1704 and encodes 559 amino acids. Gene Ontology annotation, biological process: transport. Lineage: Eukaryota; Metazoa; Chordata; Mammalia; Rodentia; Muridae. The record is from RefSeq and is a predicted model, not a curated record. The transcript is spliced from 17 exons. Gene Ontology annotation, cellular component: Golgi apparatus; membrane.